CUGGACAACAGUCUUAGAUCAGGUUUAUUAGAGGCAUUGUGAUAAAAAGCGCUGGGCUUACCACUUUUAACUGAUGUUCUCAGUUCUCUUCAGUCGACGUCUGAACAGCCUGAAUAACCAGAAAGAUGACAGACACUGAUGACAAAAAGCUGGAAGAAGGCCAAACAGAGGCUGAAUAUGGAGGCUGUGAGGGACCAAAUGCUAUGUAUGUCAAGCUGAUAUCCAGUGAUGAUCAUGAAUUCAUAAUCAACAGGGAUUAUGCCUUGACAUCAGGAACAAUCAAAGCCAUGUUAAGUGGUCCAGGCCAGUUUUCAGAGAAUGAAACCAAUGAAGUUUACUUCAGAGAGAUUCCUUCACAUGUGCUGGCCAAAGUGUGUACUUAUUUCAUGUACAAAGUACGAUACACCAACAGCAGCACAGAAAUUCCAGAAUUUCCCAUUGCCCCAGAGAUUGCACUGGAGUUGUUGAUGGCUGCCAAUUUUCUGGAUUGUUGAUUUUUUCAGAUGAGUGUCUUUGGUAUAGAUUGUUAUGGUUUGCCAAGCUGUUUUUGCAUGACUUGUAUUGCUAUUAUAAUCCUAACUGAUAUUCCAUUAGUAUCCUUAUUGGUAUUAUGCACAUAUUUUUAUCUUUAAAUGUUUACCUCUUUAUAUAACUCCCCAACAGAAACCUACAAUUGACAUAACAUUGUGUUACAAUUUGGUGGUAUGGACACAAACCUAUAAAUACCCUAUUUCCUCAAAAUAACUUCAUUAACUGCAGUCUCAAUUGAUCUUUUAUGUAAUCAUCUUCUACUGAUCAAGGCAAACAGACAGGUUAAAGUUGAUAAGGAAGGUUAAAACAAAUCAUUUUAGGUGCAGUAUUACCCAAAUAACUGGUAUGAUCAUGAAAUUACAUUCUAUUUUCUGUUUCAAUUUACAUGUUUGUUUGAUUACAAGGGAGUGAAAUUUUCAUUUAUAUUUAAAUAUAACCAUUACAAGAGCCUUUUUCACAUAUGAGAUUUACUGUGCAAAUUUUUUUAAAAACUGCUUUAAAAUGAUAACUAUACAUAAGUCACUAUCAUAAGUGUAAAAUUACAAAAACACAUUUUAUAUUGAUGUACUUUUUGUUAACUUUGUUGGCUCGAUAAGUGAACCAAGGAUAACCUGACUUGUUUUUGUAAAAUUUCUGUGAGAAAUGCUCCAAAGAAAAACAAUAAAGGGUCAUAAAAAGUAAUUUUAA
This is a messenger RNA of Pocillopora verrucosa, 1218 nucleotides long. RefSeq names its product elongin-C-like. Lineage: Eukaryota; Metazoa; Cnidaria; Anthozoa; Scleractinia; Pocilloporidae. Gene Ontology annotation, biological process: ubiquitin-dependent protein catabolic process. Gene Ontology annotation, cellular component: elongin complex. The record is from RefSeq and is a predicted model, not a curated record. Gene Ontology annotation, molecular function: protein-macromolecule adaptor activity.